Messenger RNA from Hemiscyllium ocellatum (epaulette shark), 6739 nucleotides. It is a transcript of the gene kif14, whose product is annotated as kinesin family member 14. The record is from RefSeq and is a predicted model, not a curated record. Gene Ontology annotation, cellular component: kinesin complex; microtubule. The transcript is spliced from 30 exons. Gene Ontology annotation, biological process: mitotic spindle organization; microtubule-based movement. Gene Ontology annotation, molecular function: ATP hydrolysis activity; microtubule binding; ATP binding. NCBI's taxonomy places the organism in Eukaryota, Metazoa, Chordata, Chondrichthyes, Orectolobiformes, Hemiscylliidae. Bases 56 to 4993 code for a protein of 1645 amino acids.
GCUCGCGGAUGGAGUACUGGAGUUUCGGGUCGCGAGGAGCUUCAAAGAUCAAACUAUGGUCAUUGGUGCCCUUCGUUCAGUGCAGAACAAUCCAGCCAACAUCCUGGAGAAAGGAAACAAACGGAUCGACCAAGAACCUACAUCCCAAGUGCAAUACCAUGAUUCACAAGGACAGUCGAUAUUGCCCUUGGAUAAGAGCCAUGAGGUUAAUAAGACUUACAUUGUGUCAGCUAGUAAAAGAACUCUAGGACCUUCUAUACCAUCCAAGCCUGAAGGUAGGCUAACCCUUCAGAGAAGAAAAACUGUUGACAGAGGAAAUCCUAGUAUUCAUGAUGAUGUUAUUAGAAAUGUUGAUUCAAGUGAAGGAGAAAGAAGACUUACAUUGCAACGUCGUACUAAGGGGGGUAACUUGGAAAGAGGAAUUGGUAUUUUCAAGGAAAAUGCAGAAAGUCUGACACAAAAUGUCACAAUGCAGGCAUCAAAUAACCUUUUGCAAACCAAAGGCACCAAUUCCAAGGGUUUUGUAUCUUCCAGUCUCUCAUUAAUGCAAAAUGUUGGAAUUGCCAGAAUCAAUCUUUCUGCAGCUGCAAAGCCAACUUCAAUUGGCAGGAAACAGGAAAAUUCAACAACUUCUUCCUAUCGGUCAACUUCAGUCACGACUAUUAACAAAGUGCAUACCUCCACCAAUCCAUCAAUAACACCUGUCAAAAGGAUGGUAUCUGGCAAAUCUGAUGACAGCCAACGAAAGCCAGAGGCAAAGCCUUUUAAAAUGUCCUCCAAGCAGAAUGUAGAUAGAAAUGAAAUGUUAAAAACAGAUGUAACUAAAAUAAUGAAGCUUGUUAAUCAGCAAGAAACUAAAAAUCAAAGUAAUUUUGUUAAAUCAAUGGCCAGAGACUUCCAAAAAAAACAACGGACAAUGGAAUCUGGGAUCAAUAACUGUAUAUGUUCCAUAAAUACAGUCGCAGAUAAUGGAGAUCAAAAACCACUAAGAAGUGGAGUGGUUACAAGAGGAACUCUAAGGCAAAUGGAGAUAUCAUCAACGAGCCUAUCUGCAGGGAAUGAAUGUUUAACUGGAGUAGACAGUGCUGUGACUGUGGCUGUUCGAGUGAGACCUUUCAGUGAGAGGGAAAAAAAUGAAAAUCCACAGCAAGUAAUAUUCAUGCAAGGACAGGACACAAUUGUGCAACACCCAGAAACAAAUCGCACUUACUCUUUUACUUAUGACUUUUCCUUUUGGUCAUUUGAUGGGUUACAUUCUGAAUUUUCAAGCCAGGAAGCUGUAUAUAAGAACAUAGGAUUGCCGUUGCUAGAAAAAGCCUUUGAGGGGUACAACACAUGUCUGUUUGCAUAUGGCCAGACUGGUUCUGGAAAAUCAUACACGAUGAUGGGCUUCAGUGAUGAGGGGAUAAUACCGAGGUUCUGUGAACAGUUAUUCACCGAAGUAGCAAAAACUGAACUGCAACAGGUCACCUACCAUAUUGAAAUGAGCUAUUUUGAAGUCUACAAUGAGAAAAUUCAUGACUUGUUGGUUGGUGGGAAUGCAAAGAUGCAAGCAAAGCAAUCUCUCCGAGUAAGAGAACAUCCAGUCUUUGGACCCUAUGUGGCCGAUCUUUCUUUGAAUGUUGUUACCUCUUAUGCAGAUGUUCAGGGUUGGCUGGAGCUAGGGAAUAAGCAGAGAGCUACUGCAGCCACAGGCAUGAAUGAAAAGAGUUCCAGGUCUCAUUCGGUCUUCACACUCAUCAUGACACAGACCAAGACAGAAUUUGUUGAAGAGGAGGAACAUGAACACUGUGUGACGAGCAAAAUAAAUCUCGUGGAUCUUGCAGGAAGUGAACGAUGCUUUACAGCUCAGACUAGUGGUGAUAGACUAAAGGAAGGUGUAAGCAUAAACAAAUCUCUCUUCACCUUGGGAAAGGUUAUAUCUGCACUUUCAGAAUAUUUUCAGGCUAAGAAGAAAGUUUUUAUACCUUACAGGGAAUCAGUGCUAACAUGGUUACUGAAAGACAGUCUUGGUGGCAAUUCAAAAACAGCUAUGAUAGCUACCAUCAGUCCAUCUGCUUCUAAUGUGGAAGAGACUCUUAGUACGCUUAGAUAUGCCAAACAGGCUCGUCAGAUUAUCAACGUCGCAAAAGUGAAUGAGGACUCGAAUGCAAAAUUGAUCAGAGAUCUGAAAUUAGAAAUUGAGAAGUUGAAAGCUGCCCAGAUGAGUAGCCAAGGAAUUCAGUCUGAGAGGUAUAAAGCAUCCCAAAAAGAAAUAAAAGCCCUGAAGUUGAAGCUCAAUCAACAGGAGAAGGAAAUGGCAGAAGCACAAAGGAGAUGGAGAGAGAGGUUGGAUGAAGCAGAAAAGCGAAAACUUGAGGAAGCAAAGGAAUUGCAGAAAGCUGGAAUCACUUUUAAAGUGGAUAACAGUUUGCCAAAUCUAGUGAAUCUCAAUGAAGAUCCCCAGAUUUCAGAGAUGCUCCUGUACAUGAUAAAGGAAGGCCAGACAAGAGUGGGAAAGCAAAGACCAAACUCAAAGCAUGAUAUCCAGCUUUCUGGGGCACUCAUCGCUGAUGAUCACUGUGUCAUAAGAAACGUAAAUGGCACUGUUAGUAUUGCUCCAAUUGGAGAUGCAAAUACUUACAUCAAUGGAAACCUUAUAGCAGAUUCGAUAGUGCUACAUCAUGGGGACAGAGUGAUUAUGGGUGGUGAUCACUACUUUAAAUUUAAUCAUCCACUGGAAGUUCAGAAUGGACGAGCAUCUUCUGGGAGUGCACUAUUUGGAGAUGGUCCCAAAGAUUUUGAAUUUGCAAAAAAUGAACUUUUACAAGCUCAACAGGCAAGACUUGAAGUUGAAAUUGAAGAAGCACGAUUACAAGCCAAAAAAGAAAUGAUGCAGGGGAUCCAAGUUGCAAAAGAAAUGGCUCAGAAGGAGUUAUCUAGUCAAAAAUCACUGUAUGAGAAUAAAAUAAAAGAACUGGAAAAGGAAUUGGUGAAGGAAAGCCAAAAAAAUAUAGAAAUUGAGGAGCUGCAGAAUGUAAAAAAACAGCUUAAACAAGAGAUGCAAGUAAAUAAGCAACUUGAACAAGCGGUGGCAGUGAAUAGGAAGCGAUUGGAGCUGGAAGCCUUAGCAACCAAACAGGCUCUAGAAGAUCAUAAUAUACGCCAUGUAAAAUUUCUGGAUGCUCUGGAGGCAGAGAAGAGAAAGAUGACAAAAGAUUUGGAAAGAAUGCAGAAGGAACAAAGAAAGAGACAGGAGACUCAAAAUAAUACUUUAUGUAAAGAUAAUUCCUACUGGAGGUCCAUGAAGCUUUCAAUGAUGAUCCAGGAAGCUAACACUAUUAGCAUCAAUCUGAGAAAGCACACAGUUUUCAGUAGGCAUGAAGAGACUGAUAAUGAAAAUAAAAGCAUCCAAACUCCAAUUCGGGUGCAGGUUAAAAAUACUAAACUGGGCAUAAGCACGUUCUGGAGCCUGGAAAAAUUUGAAUGCAAAUUAAUAGCUAUGAGGGAACUUUAUCAGCAGGACAAUACACAUCCUGGAGAUGAAGACCUUUUUUAUGACCCGAAUGAUGACUGGGAAACUGAUUUAACCUCCUCUUCUACUUUAUCUAGAAGACGAAGUAGAAGCAUUUUCAAAAGCAAAAGAAUGUCUGGAUGUUUAGCAGGAAUCCAAGCUUUAAGCGUUCAGAAUCUGCAUUCUGCACAUUCAACAGAUUUGCUGAACGUUUCUCAGAGUGUAAUAUUAGCAGGGUCGGAGUCGACACUGCCUGCUGUUUGUAAGCAACUUUUAGGGGAAGCUGUUGAUUUUCUGGGCAGAAGUUAUUUAUCACAGGAGAGCAUUCCAGUCAGACUUAUCACUGACCUCCUAACUAUUCACAAAUGGAUGAUGGAAAUAUCUCAAUCCUACCAACAGCUAGAUGAAGAAAGUCAACAAAGCUUGUUCACUAAUAAUCGAGCCAUGCAGACUUAUUGUGUCAGAACCACAUCUGUUUUUGAAAGGAUCACGAUUUUACUGAAGUUGUGGAUUGACACUGUCCCAAAAGACAAUUGCUUUGGGAUCAUUGAAGAUGAACUGUUUGGGGAAGUUAGGACAUUGGGUAGAAAUUUACAAUUAUUAUUGCAGGGCUGUGAUUCAGACAUUUCUUCCAUGGUAAUGGAAGCUGAGAACAAAAUAAGCCAAACAAUUAGAAGACUUGUAAAGCACAUAGGUCAUUUGGCAGCAUUCAUGAGCAUGGAGCUGAAUUUUGACGAAGAGAACACAGAUGAUUCACCCAGUUACAAAAGGAGUGUUAUGACCUGCCUUUUUGAAGGAGUAGAAUCUGGAAUGGAAAGUCUCUUGGAUGCUGGUCUAAAAAAUAUCAAGGACCAUCAGAAGUUGUUGCAAAGACCAUCAUCAAAGUUGGAGGUAUUUGAGAAAUUAAAGAAGUGGAGCAUGGCUUUGUCGGUGUCAAUACAAAACUAUCUCAUGGAACUUAAAAAGAAGAUGGGUACUCUAAUCAAGGAACGUCCAACUUGGCACCCAAGCUCCAUAAAGAAUUUGAGCAAUGUUUGUGGUGAAUUGGUGGAGUUUAAUAAAAGUUAUAACAAGAUGUACCAUAUGAUGACUUCUGUGUUGAGAGGUGAAAAUGAAGUCAAUGACCAACUUAAUAAGUGCAUAGAAAUGGUUCGUUCCUCAGCAAUGAAUGUGGCUGGUAAAUUUGAUACACUCUGGACUUUCUCAUUUGAUGAAGUGAAAGCAUCUUAUAUUAGAGAAAACAAAAUGGACAAGAAAGGACCUCAGUUAGUGAUCAGUGAAGUAGAGCUGGCUGCCAGCUCACUCCUUGACUUAAUUGAAUCUCUCCAGAAUGAAAAAGCAAAUUCUGGCUGUGCUGAUAGCAAUGAAAAAAUCAAGGCUUCCACAAAUGUUCACUCUGGCACCUUGUAUAGUAGAGGAGUUAAGAAAAUUGUAUACACACUCCAAGGAACAGCUCCAACUUCAGAGGAACCUUCACCACAAGCUGUACAAUGGGUUUAAUAGAUUCAUGCAAAGUUAUCUUAAGAAUUUUGCUUAACUGUAAUUAAUUAAAAUUGUUCUUUCAUUGAUCUUAGUAUGCUCUCUAGGUACUCUAUUUUAUAACCGAGAAAAAGAAAAUACUUUUGUCUUGGUUCUCUCUUUGGCCUGCUGCAAACCUCAAACGAAAAACACUGGUAGAUAAUAUAUUCCAGGUGCUUUACUAUUGUUCUUCAACUAGCAAGAAAGCCUUCGAGUGACCUGAGGUAAUAAUGUACUUCAGAUCUACUCCUUGGUUCUUCCACUUGUUUAGGUGGUUAGAAUUGGAAGUUGACUCAAUAAUGUCCUAGAGAGAGAGACUUGCAUCAUUUGGGUCUGGGUCAGUGCUGUGAUGGUCUUGGGUCACAUACCACACAUUCAGAAACCUUUGAAGGAAAAACAAUUCUUUUGAUCUAGGACGAUAAUGGUUUGGAAAAGUUCUAAACACCAUGUAACUUGCUGGAUAGCAAUCAAAGAUUAACUUCCUGCUUUUACUGAUAAUUACUUAGUUGAAAAUUUAGAUUCAAAAUUGACUUCCAAGCUCAUACCCACUUCUCCCAAACUAAAAUUAAAAGUACACAAACAAAAUCCAGUUUGGAGCACCAAAUCUCAGCAUGAACAGUCCAAAAGAAUUGGAUCUUGCGGAAUCACAGUCAUGAAUCACCCCAGGGAGAUGACCUGGGGUGUGCAGUGAGAGAGAGACUCACUGAAAUCCUUGGAGAGGGAGGAAGAGAGAUUCUUCAAGGAAGGCAUCCUUGCAAGAGGAAGGAGUCAUGCAAGAGGAAUCACAGUCAUGUCUUCCAGCAGCUUUCAGUAUUGAAAGCUCAUAACAUUAUCACCUGAGAUUUCCACAGUGCUGACACUAUUAAUCUAGAUAAAAAACAAAAAUGAUACAGCGUGUGUCUACCUUGGUACCAAAAAUAAAUUUUCAAAGAAGUUGUUGUUAAUGAGAUGUGACUAUCUUCCUUGAAACCCAUAUUGUACAAUCCUGCUCUAUUUCUUGAACUAAAAACAAAAUCAUUGACAUCAUGGAUUUGCAUGCUGAACAUUUCUUAUAAUGCAGUCUCAUGGAAUAACAGGUACUUUUUUUUGUCAUAAAGUCAUUGCAUGAAAUGAACUUGGUACAUCUCAAAUUAUUGCCAGGGCCAACAUUGUUUGUAAUAUGCAAUCUCUGAAAGUGGUUAAUACAGCAAAUUAGAAUAUGAACAUUGGUGCUGUUGUGUGGUGGGCUAACGUGCAUUUUCCAAAGCAACGUUAAGGGAGCUCUACUCAGUGGAGUGGCAACCCGAGUCUUAAAGAUUGUAACUGAGUGUCAAGAUAUAAUGCGUCCCACCAUUAAUAUUCUUCCUCUUGGUAAACAGGAAAUUUAUCUUAUUUAGAAUGCCAUGCUCUGUAUGAUUUUUUUGAAGUCAAAAAAAAGCACAAUAUGAUGAGUAUGGAUUUUAAAUGAAUUUAAACUGGCUAUGCAGUUCAUGUUUUCUAUUUUGUCGGCAUUGAACUAUAGAAAGUGCAUAUGGUGAGACACUGCUAUGCAGGCAUUAAAGGAGCUUACAACUGAGCAAUUUAUCGGUCAGGAAAUAAUAAAAGUAAAUGGGAUAAAGCAAUAAUUUAUAAUAGCAAUAAGGACAAUGUCAUGUAUUUGCACCACAACAUAUGCAUGUUGACUUUACAGAUCUGUAUUCAAAAAGUGCCUUGUUUCUUUAUGAUCAUGUAAUUCUAAGUACAGGGAAG